AUUUCUACCCGCGGCGCAUUUUAUACACUCGUCCUUCUCAAUUUCCACACCCCCAACGCUCACGUGCGCACCUCCUCACUCUCCUCCGGCUAAUCCAUCACCGCCGCCGCCGUACCGGAGCUUCUCAGCUCGCACAGAUUCUCUCGAUUAAGCUAGAGGCAGACCAGGGCUUACGAACUUCUCAGAAAUUGAUAGAGUUUGUGAAGGAUUUGGCUGUGUUGUUGUGUUUGUGAUUAUCUGCGAUUCCAUGGAGGUUGGGAUUUGGUUUGGAUUUUCGAUAUUGUAGGUGGAAUUUAAACAUGUGCCUUAAUUUUCUGAGACUAGAGAAGUGGAAGGUAAUGCUUUGCUUUCGUCAUUCGGGGACUGAAGCUGGUUUAGGGUUAAGGGAGGGUGUGCUGUCUUGAAAUUUGGGGUUGAAGAGAUGGAUGGAGACGAGAAGAGGCUGAGAGCUAGGAAGAGAUCCAAGUUAAUGAUGGUUAAUCUCAAUUUGGAUGGCGACGAUGAGCCGAUUGGGACUCUGCUGAAGAAGAGGCUGAGGAACCCUAAGAAGGUUAAGCUGGGUUUGGUGGGGGAGAGGGGGAAGAAAGUGGAGGUUGGAGAGGGUGAUUUUGGGGGAUUGGAUGAUACGUUGGCGAGUCUUAGGAAGAAGCUCAAGGGUCCUAAGAAGGAUUCCGGGGCGAGGGGAAGGAGGAGUUCUAGUUUGGAUGUUGUGCAGUCUUCAGAUCAGGAUGGGGGUUCCGACGGGAAAUCAGUGUCGAGGAGCAUUGAGAAAGGUGUGGUUAGGGGUGAUGAUGAUGGAUGCAAUGUGAUUAGGGAUGUGAAAGUGGAAAAUAAGCUUAAAGGAAAGGGAAAGAGACCCAAGGUUUCAGGACUGGUAUCUGGGGAGGGUUCUAAUAGUUCUCCAGAUCAUCAUAUGAAAGAUUCGUUGUCGGUAUUUUUUCAGAAGGCACAGUCCAGUGUUACUAAGAAGUCUCAUCCCUCAUCAAGUCUUAGAGAGAAGACUGGUUCUCAGGAUCUGGAGGAUGAUGGAUUGAACCAUAGUUCAGAAGAUGUUGGAGGAAAUAGCAUACCUGUGGCUGUGCAGAGCCAUACUUCUGUUGCAAAACUUACCUACGAAAAACCAAUAUUUGAUGGUGGUUUGCUGUCUGAUGCUGGUUUGAAAGUGUUAGAUUCAGUCAUUGAUCAGUAUAAGAUAGAGGAACGAAACAGAAUUUGCCAGGAUUCUGACUGCAACAGACAAAAUGACGAUAGGUCUCAAGGACUUUAUUCUAUUCGAAAUGAGAUGAUGAGACUUGAAGAUAGAAAGCAUGAACCCAUAGUGGAUCCUUCUGGUUUAAAUGUUCAGGAGGAACCGUGUAGCUUGGAUAAACCUAAUGAUGGAGAGAGCCAGCACACACAAAAUAGUGAAAAUACUCAAACCUCUGAGAACAGAAUAAGGCACUGCUCUGUGACAAACUCAAGUGCUUUAACAAGUUGUGAACAGCAGGGGGAAAUUCUUGCGGUUGGUAACCAUGACUUGAAAGGGGGCUUUCCUGAUGCUCUGUCCAUUCAGUCCAAAGAUGUUCUAGCUAGAUGCACUUCUGGCGCAGACUGUGAUAUAUCUUCUUCAACUGGAAACCAAAUUCUGAUUCCUCAUUAUAAUGAUGAUUUGCUGAACAAAUCUAACUUUUCCCCGGAUGAACUCAAAGGGGGAGAAACUCCCCGUGAUUGUGUAGUUGCUUACACUGAGGGGAAAGAUCUUGUUUCCAGACCUUUGCAUUUAGAGAAUGCCAACACAACUGAUUGCCAGAAAUCUUCAAUCCAGUUUAGUAAUCAAGCAGAAAUUUUGCAAACUGCCUCCGUUCAGAAGGGAAGCUAUUGUGAAGACUUGUCUUCUGAUGAAGCAUCAAAAGAGAAGAUUAUUCCAAAACAUGAUUAUAUUACUAGUAAUGAAGAGGUGGAUGGAGCUUCUCCCCCUUUAUACACAACACUAGAUGAGAAUGAGAGUUUCCCAGAAGACACAGUAUUUCAACCUGAUAUUAGAAACAAAGACGAUAAGCAAGUCCUCCUGCGUGCACCACGGAAUGUUAGGAAACGCAGGCAUGGAGACAUGGCUUAUGAGGGGGAUGUUGAUUGGGAGAUCAAUGAUCAAGGAUUGGAUAGUGACAAUUCAAAUAGAGCGAGAGUGAAGUUUGAUUCCUCUUCAAGUAUUGGCACAGAAGCUGAAAGUGGUGGGGCUGCAGCAGUGUCUGCGGGUCUUAAAGCUCACACUGCGGGUCCCGUUGAGAAGAUUAAAUUUAAGGAGAUUUUGAAGCGCAGAGGUGGGCUUCAGGAUUACUUGGAAUGCAGGAAUCAGAUCUUAGCUCUGUGGAGCAAAGAUGUCAGUCGAAUUUUGCCUCUCACCGACUGUGGGGUAACAGAGCCUGCCUGUGUGGAUGAACCAGGGCGUGCUUCCCUAAUUAGGAAUAUUUAUGCUUUUCUAGAUCUCAGUGGUUAUAUAAAUGUUGGAAUUGCUGCCGAGAAGGAUAAAGCAGAAGAUGGUUCUAAACAUGACUAUAAAAUUCUCAGAGAAAAACCUUUUGAGGAAGUUUCUGGGGUUUCAGUUGCUGACUCAGAGGAUGGGGUUUCCUUUAUCAUUGGCCAGGUUAAGAAUUCAAAUGCUUUUACUGAUACUGAGAAUGGAAUUACAGAUAAUAGUGAAAAUUUGACUGAGGGAGCCACAAAAGACAAUGCACAUGUUGGAGCAGUGGCAUUGGAAUUACUUGAUGCAAAAAUUCCUGGAGAAUGCCAAACUGACUACCUAGAGAACUGUAAUGGUGAUGCAAGGUUCCAAAGUCGAUCGGACAAUCUGGAUGUUUCAAGUAGUGAUCCAUCUGGUGAUAUAUUGGAUGGUGGAGUCGUCCCUAUUGUAACUCCAGUGAUAAAGAAAGAAUCACAGAGUAUCCAGUCGACACCAUUUGAUCAUCUACCAAGUAAUAACACCCUGCAAUGUGGUCCAGAAGACAAAAAGGAAAUCAUCGUCAUAGGUGCUGGUCCUGCUGGCUUAACUGCUGCACGCCACUUGCAGCGUCAAGGGUUUUCAGUCAAUAUACUUGAAGCUAGGAGUCGAAUCGGAGGUCGUGUUUAUACAGAUCGGUCAUCUCUAUCAGUGGCAGUGGAUCUUGGAGCUAGCAUUAUUACUGGUGUUGAGGCUGAUUGGGCAACAGAAAGAAGACCCGAUCCCUCCUCAUUGGUCUGUGCUCAGUUGGGCCUUGAGUUGACUGUAUUGAACAGUGAUUGCCCUCUUUAUGAUAUCGAAACUGGCCAAAAAGUUCCUGCAGAUCUGGAUGAAGCAUUGGAAGCAGAGUUUAACAGCCUUCUUGAUGAUAUGGUAUUGCUUGUAGCACAGAAGGGAGAACGUGCAGAAAGGAUGUCUCUUGAGGAAGGUUUUGAGUAUGUCCUUAAAAGGCGUCGUAUGGCACAAUCAGGGAGUGCUGAAGAAAUAGAAUUGCAUAAUCCAAGGGAUGACGCCAGAACAAAUAUUGAUGGUAGUAUUGCUGAAAAAAGUUGUUCCAAGCCAGAAGUAUUGAGUCCUCUUGAGAGGAGAGUUAUGGAUUGGCAUUUUGCUAAUUUGGAGUAUGGUUGUGCUGCUCCACUCAAGGAGGUAUCUCUCCCCAAUUGGAACCAAGAUGAUGCUUAUGGUGGCUUUGGGGGAGCUCAUUGUAUGAUUAAAGGGGGUUACAGCACUGUUGUUGAGUCUCUCGGGGAAGGCCUACGCAUUCACUUGGAUCAUGUAGUCACUGAUAUUUCAUAUGGCGAGAAUAGUGAAUUGAAUAACAGCCAGUGUAACAAAGUCAAAGUCUCCACAUCAAAUGGGCGCAUCUUUUCUGGAGAUGCAGUCUUGAUUACAGUGCCUCUUGGGUGCUUAAAAGCAGAAACUAUUAAGUUCUCUCCACCAUUGCCCCAGUGGAAACAUUCUUCUAUCAUGCAGCUUGGAUUUGGCGUUCUUAAUAAAGUAGUUUUGGAAUUUCCAGAUGUCUUUUGGGAUGACUCUGUGGACUACUUUGGAGCAACUGCUGAAGAUACUGACCUGAGGGGUCAGUGCUUUAUGUUUUGGAAUAUCAAGAAAACUGUUGGGGCUCCUGUUCUUAUAGCUUUAGUGGUUGGUAAGGCAGCUAUAGAAGGCCAAAAGAUGAGCUCUUCCGAUCAUGUUAACCAUGCAUUAGUGGCUCUACGUAAAUUGUUUGGAGUGGCUUCUGUACCUGAUCCAGUUGCAUCAGUUGUGACAGAUUGGGGUAGGGAUCCUUUCAGUUACGGUGCCUACUCAUAUGUUGCUGUUGGAGCUUCUGGAAAAGACUACGAUAUACUAGGGAGACCUGUUAAUAACUGCCUAUUUUUCGCUGGCGAAGCUACGUGCAAGGAGCAUCCUGAUACUGUUGGUGGUGCAAUGAUGAGUGGGCUUCGAGAGGCAGUGCGUAUAAUUGACAUACUGACAACCGGAUAUGAUUACACAGCAGAAGCAGAAGCCAUGGAGUCCAUACAGAGACAGUCUGCCUCUGAAAAGGAUGAAGUUUGGGACAUAACAAGGAGACUUGAUGCCGUCGAGCUUUCCAAAGUCCUUUACAAGAACAAGGAGUCCUUACUUCAGGAAUUGUUCUUUAAUGCAAAAUCUACAAAAGGGAGGUUGCAUCUGGUCAAAGAGCUAUUGACUCUCCCUGCUGAAACAUUGAAGUCCUUCGCUGGCACCAAAGAGGGGCUAACCACGCUAAACUCGUGGAUACUGGAUUCAAUGGGGAAAGCAGGGACUCAACUCUUGCGACAUUGUGUGCGUCUUCUUGUUCUUGUGUCAACAGACUUACUGGCCGUGCGCUUAUCUGGCAUUGGGAAAACCAUAAGAGAGAAAGUUUGUGUACAUACUAGCCGUGAUAUACGUGCUAUUGCAAGUCAGCUAGUUAGCGUGUGGCUUGAAGUCUUCCGCAGAGAAAAAGCUUCUAAUGGAGGACUGAAAUUAUCAAAGCAAGCCAGUGGUGUAGAUUCAUUAAAGAGAAAGACUGUCAGAGACUCAUCUUCUGGAAAGCCACCACUACACAUGUAUCAUGGUGCUUUUGAGCACAAAGGACAGGAAUCUGCAUCCAUGGGAAGCCAUUUGCCUUCAAAUCAUAAUGUGAAGAAAGUGAAUGGCAAAACCAUUAAACUUGAAAGAGCAAAUUCCUCAAGGUACGGGGGUUCAACAGGCAGACCACAUGAUGACGACUUUGCUAUGACUGAAGAAGAAAGAGCUGCCAUUGCUGCUGCUGAAGCAGCACGUGCAGCAGCUAUUGCAGCUGCAAAGGCAUAUGCAUCUUCAGAAGCCAAGAGCAGUUCUUUACUCCAGCUUCCUAAGAUUCCCUCGUUUCAUAAGUUUGCUCGACGGGAUCAGUACCCUCAAAUGGAUGAGUAUGAUUUUAGGAGGAAGUGGUCUGGUGGUGUUCUGGGUACAGAAGAUUGCAUAUCAGAAAUUGACUCGAGGAACUGCAAAGUAAGGAACUGGUCUGUUGAUUUUUCGGCUGCUUGUGUCAAUCUUGACAGUUCGAGAAAGUCAAUCGAUAACCUCUCAGAGCAGAGCCAUCCAAAUGAGGUUGCUAGUCAGUUGAAUUUUCGUGAGCACUCAGGAGAGAGUGCUGCUGUCGACAGUAGUAUCUAUACAAAAGCAUGGGUUGAUACUGCUGGUAGUGUUGGGGUAAAAGACUACCAUGCCAUAGAGAUGUGGCAAUCUCAAGCAGCGGCAGCUGAUCUUGAUUUCUUCCAUCCUGACUCGUAUGUAAAGGAUGAGGAAGAUUCAAAUACAACUUCGAAAGGACUAAGCUGGAAGCAUGAAGGACUAUUAAAUGAGAGCUCUGUUUCACAAGUUACUGUUAACAAGGGGUCAUCGAGAAGUCAUCGUCGAGGAGCAGACCAAAUCAAACACGCAGUUGUUGAUUAUGUAGCUUCAUUGCUUAUGCCCCUCUAUAAAGCUAAAAAGAUUGAUAGAGAGGGAUAUAAGUCAAUCAUGAAGAAAGGUGCUACCAAGGUCAUGGAGCAAGCCACUGAUUCAGAGAAAGCAAUGGCUGUGUCCGAGUUUCUUGAUUUCAAGCGCAGAAACAAGAUUCGUGCCUUUGUGGAUAAAUUGAUUGAGAAGCACAUGGCCAUGAAGCCUGUUGUGAAAUCUUGAUACUGGAUAAUUGAUAUGUGAUUUCGAAGCACCGCUGUACAGAGUGCAGAAGUCCGCAUGAUGUUCAAGGAUGAAUUCACAGCUUUUGCUGGCAGCAUUGGGGUACAGAUAUAUCACAUCAGGUUCCCUGGUUAAACUGCGUACAAGCUCUUUGUGACUGUGAUGGUGCUGCAGAACAAAGGGCAUGGUUUGCUGCGUUUGGUUGAUUCAUAUUUGGUGGGCAUCUUGAACUGCAAUUAGAACUGGUGGAGUAAGCACCAGGAAUGAGCAUUUCCAGAUGCAAGCGGGAGUAAGCACAAGAAAUUGGUUUCUCAUUCCAAUUGCAGGCAUCAAUAGGGUAUGGUGAUGAUAGCAGAUUGCUCUAAGAGAAUGGCUUGUAAAGUUGCCAUCCAUCAAGGAUGUGCUGGUGAAAAAUUGAGAUAUCAGACCCUAAUUUUUAUUCAGGGAUUAUCAAGGAGAAACUAAUAAUCAUUGACUUUUUAUGAUAGUCUUCAAUGUGUACAGAUUCGGAUUGUGCUAGUGACUACUAAUGAGAAGGAUACAUAAACAGUUUUUGAUGGCCAAAGUAAUAUGUGAUGUUUACCUUUUUUAUUUAACAUUGAUCACUGAUUUUACUUUCUGUUCCCCCAAGUAAAUUUCCAUCUCACGUUAUACGCAUCUUUUUGAGGGCUGAAGCUUCUGCUUACUGGAUUUUGUCUUAUUUGAGUGCAUUCCUUGGGUGAGGAUGCUAGCCUUACUCUAGUACUUUCAAUGUGUCCAGCUUUUAACUGACUACAGCAUUUUUCUGUGAGUGUAUUUUGAUCCAGAAGGGAAAUAUCAACAUAUUUUGUAAUUGUUGUUUAUUUUAUCCAUCUGGAACUUAGAUUUGAUGUUGGAGUUGCAGAAUGAAUUGCAGGACUUGAUC
This is a messenger RNA of Argentina anserina (silverweed cinquefoil), 7052 nucleotides long. Its product is annotated as lysine-specific histone demethylase 1 homolog 3. Bases 422 to 6148 code for a protein of 1908 amino acids. The record is from RefSeq and is a predicted model, not a curated record. Lineage: Eukaryota; Viridiplantae; Streptophyta; Magnoliopsida; Rosales; Rosaceae. Gene Ontology annotation, molecular function: protein binding; oxidoreductase activity. The transcript is spliced from 9 exons.